AUGAUGGAUGAGGCGUGCGGCGACGAAAUUCCCCAUGAUGUAUACCCCUUACAUUCCUUGGACGACAGCAAGGUCAAUCAUUGUUUCGUCAAUUGGAUGAUGCGGUUUAAUGAUGUUCUCGAUGCUGAAAAAUUGAAUGAGGCUUUGUCGACGCUGCUUCGGAGGGGCGACUGGAAGAAACUAGGUGGGCGUUUACGAUUCAAGGAUAAUGGGAAACUGGAGAUUCAUGUCCCGAGAUCUGAAGGACUGGAACACAAAACAGUCUUCUUCACGCAUAAUUCCCACGAUAUCAGGUUGGAAGAUCACCCGAUCGGCAGGCAAUUCCCCAAAGAGACCGAAGGUCCCUCUGUACAGAAAAUCACCACAGACACACGACCAUUCAUUGCUCGGCCAAAUUUCCCAACAUUCGACAAUAUGAUACGUCAAAAUGAGCCUAUUAUGUCGCUACAUGUGACGAACUUCGCAGACGCGACAACAGUUGCGCUUACAUGGCCCCACCUUCUGAUGGACGCAAUGGGUGGACAUGCCUUGCUGGCUGGAUGGUCUUCAGUAUUGGCUGGUCGCGAGAACGAAGUUCCUGACGUUCUUGGAGCGCGAGAAGAUAUUUGUCGACACCCGAUGAUCACCGGCGCAGACGACUCCCUGGAAGAGUUGAAGGUGGAAGGAAAGCGUCUACAGGGCUCAAGCCUCAUGAUAUUCAUGCUUCGGUUCGUGUGGGAUAAAUUAUGGAAUUCGAAUCGAGAACGACGCGUCAUAUUCUUGCCAAAAGAUGCCUUCUCCAGAUUGAAGGAGCAGGCCUAUAGGGAGGUCGCCGAGAUGACCUUUGACCAGGAAAAACCCCCAUUUGUUAGCGAUAGCGACGUACUCACAGCUUGGGUGGCGAAAGCAUUCACGGCAUCCGAACCUAACAAUCGACCGGUGACUAUUUUAAAUUUGAUGAAUGCCCGAUAUCGAAUUCCUCUCCUUGCCCAACCAACUGGCGUCUUCAUUCAGAAUAUGGUCUUGGGCACAUACACAUUUUUAUCUGGGAAAGCAGGCUCCGAAACUGUCGGCUCCAUUGCCCUGCAGCAUCGACAACAUCUCACUGAACAAGCAACAGAGAAUCAAGGGUUGAGUCUACUCCGUGAGAUAUUCCACGAAAAAGAUGCGGGGAGGGAGCCAAAACUCCUAUUUGGAGAAUCAAAUAUGGUCCCGAUCAUUUUCAACAACCUGCUCAAGGCAAAAUUAAUGAAAGUUGUCGACUUUUCGCCAGCCGUCGUAAGAAGAGGCGAUGUUAGCGAGAAACGGCCAAACCCUCCAGGAACGAUGGUCAACUACUACAAUGAGGCGAUCGGGCCGGGGUAUGUUGGUUUCAAUAUCUUCAAUAUGCUUGGUCAGGAUUUUGCUGGGAAUUAUUGGCUUAUGGGGACUUUGCUGCCGAGGGCCUGGGUACAAAUAGAGGAUGCUCUAGGGAACAUUUGA
Molecule: messenger RNA, 1461 nt
Organism: Penicillium manginii
Lineage: Eukaryota; Fungi; Ascomycota; Eurotiomycetes; Eurotiales; Aspergillaceae
Exons: 2
Coding region: 1-1461 (486 amino acids)
Source: RefSeq, a predicted model, not a curated record